AUGGAGAGGCCAUAUCGAUCACGGAAGCAAAAGCCCUGUGACAAGUGUCGGACCCGGAAAGUAUUUUGUUCUCGUCAGGGCAAUCUUGCCUGUUCAUUGUGCCGCAACCGAGGCAUUCCAUGCAUGGUGGACGGAGUGGUCAUGGGCGACAGGAUACACACUCCCAGUGUCCAUCAUGAACAGUCUGCCUCACGCCGGUCGAUAGAUAUCAGGGGUCCAGGGAUAAGGACUUCUUCCAGAGGAGUCUCGCAUGUUUUGGAGCACCAUCCCCACUACGAGGCACCAGAACUGACGACAAUACCGACAAAGACCGAACGAUUCGUCGGUCUCUCCAGUGAUCUAGAUCCUUUUAUCCUUCGACAUUACAACUGGAAGACUGUCUCGGCCAACGGCAACGAGAUGCAGAUCCUUUGCGAUCGAAGGGGCAAGGACCCAUACACUCCAAUCCAUUUCGAGCUCUCGAUACAGAAUCGACUCGAGAUACCAGUGAGUGAGAGCAGCGCAGAACCCGUACUCGCUCAGAUAGAGCCAUUCCAGCAAGAACUCUUCCAAGCCUUUGACCGCUACGUCCACGCGUCGUAUCCUCUCUUGGGAUUCAAGAGACCACACAAAGGGGACAUAUCUUCAAUGUUGAGAAUAGCCAUAUGUUGCGUGGCCCAGAGUUUCUGUUCCGCAGCGCAGAAGCUGGACCCUAGUAUUUUUAUGCGUUUCACUACUCAGGGACUUCCUGCAAAAAUGCGUGUGGCCCAAUUGGACACGAUUGAGGCGGCCCUUCUGUUUCAACAGGGUAACGCAUAUGGUGCCGGAUACCCUGAAAUGCGAGGAAGUCAUGUUGAAACAGGCAAUCUCGUCGCGGCCACUCAGGAUCUCGGUCUCAACGUGGAUUGUACGGGCUGGGAUAUACCCAUACAAGAGAAACGACGUCGACGUCGAGUAUGGUGGGCGGUCUUCGUCCAAGAUAAAUGGUCAGCCUUGGCCCUAGGCAGACCACCAUACCUCACAGAAGCGCACGCCAACGUGACGAUGCUCGAGCGCUCCGACUUUUUCACCACACCAGCAGGAAGCGACGAAGGGCUUUCCGAUGGAAUUUGCCAGGCCGCCGACGUCUUCAUCGCCACCGUGCAUCUGACGCAUAUCCUGGGCUUUGUCCUGGCCACUUUUUACUCCAUCCGCGGCCUCGACGUGUGUCUGUCUCUUCCCGCCGCCGAUCUCCUGCCCUUGUUCGAAAAGUGCUCGCGGGACCUGGACCGAUGGGUGACAGGACAUUAUGAGCCUUUACGAAGGGCAACAGCUUCUGACUCAUCCCUCGACGCAACAGGCGCCCUCGAACUGGCGGCCUACACCAUCAGGAUCAUCCUGUACCGCGCCGUCUUACCAAAACUUGAACUCCUACGCCACCCGACCAAAGACCUCCGUCACCAAGCGUCGUUGAUAGUCAACCAAGUCAUGACACUACUCCGGAAUCUAACCAUCAGUCGCACAUCUAUACUCUGGUGGCCUAUGCCUCACGUCAACCUUUCAACCAUCGGGACCUUCAUCGUCAGCAUGAUCCUCUCUUCCACCGACGACGUCGACGCCAACGAUUGGACCGCGGCGUUGACCUCCUACCAAGAACUUCUCAAGGCCCACAGCGCCGGGUUCCCCGUCUCGCGCUACGCUGCCGGACAGGCCGAGUUGGUACCUUUGGACACCAGCAACGACGCGACUUCUCAGAGUUCGCCUUAG
This is a messenger RNA of Exophiala oligosperma, 1725 nucleotides long. RefSeq lists its product as uncharacterized. Gene Ontology annotation, molecular function: DNA-binding transcription factor activity, RNA polymerase II-specific; zinc ion binding; DNA binding. Gene Ontology annotation, cellular component: nucleus. Bases 1 to 1725 code for a protein of 574 amino acids. NCBI's taxonomy places the organism in Eukaryota, Fungi, Ascomycota, Eurotiomycetes, Chaetothyriales, Herpotrichiellaceae. The record is from RefSeq and is a predicted model, not a curated record. The transcript is spliced from 7 exons. Gene Ontology annotation, biological process: DNA-templated transcription.